AUGCCACCCCAUCAGCUACAUGCGAGAGAUAAUCAUGGGCCCGAGCUAGACAGAGGCAUCUGGGCCGCCGUUGCGAUUGCCGCGCUGAUCGUCAUCCUAAGGGUCUUUGCUAAGAUAAAGAUCAACCACUUUCGCGUAGACGAUGUUUUGAUGGUCAUAGCGGCAAUCCUAGCCAUUGUCUCCACCGUUUUCUUAACCCUCUCCGUCCAGCGUGGCUUUGGCAAAGACCUCACAACGAUAUCCAGCGACGAUCGCAUGGCCGUUUUGAAAUACAUCGCUAUCCAGAUCCCAAUCGUCACCAUUAGCACGACUAUCGCUCGCUCUGCCUUUAUUGUCUAUCUCCUUCCGAUCCUCAGCCCAAACAAGAAGUACCAGAUUGCGUUAUGGACGGUCUUGAUCGUUCAGUUUGCCGGCAACAUCGCCUCCGCCGUGUUGCCACUUAGCAUGUGUCGCAAUGUUAAUAUUCUCUGGGAUCCGACGGUCAAGACGACGUGUGCUGAUCAGAAAGCGGUUGUUAACUUCGCCUAUUACUCUAACAGUUUCAACUCCUUCACGGACUUAUUCCUAGCCGUCUUCCCCACCGUCGUGUUCUGGAAUCUCAACCUCAAAAUGCGCAUCAAGAUCAGUUUAAUCAUCCUGCUGAGUUUGGGUAUCGUUGCAAUGGUCGCCUCGAUCGUCAAAACCACCAAACUCAACCAAGUCCCUAGCGUCACGAACCUCGGAUCCACAGGAGCAGUCGAGCUCAUCCGCUGGGGCUAUGUCGAAAACGCCCUGAUCAUCAUCACAUCCUCCAUCCCCUGUAUCCGACCCCUAAUCAUCUCCUCCGUGCGCAAGAUCUCCAGCGGCGGGUUCACGCGCUCCUAUGAGUUAACGGGCCCGUUCAGCGGGAACCGGCGUACGGCGGGAAACGAAACCGCGCAAUCCCGACGGCAGAGGAAGUGGACGAAGACCGAGACCGGGAGUGUUGAACGGAUAUUAGAGCCGCAUGGUACGCAACAUACGCAUAAUACGAGUGUUAGUGGACGGAGGGACUCGUCGGAGCGUAUGGAACCGGGGAUCACGAAGCAGGUUGAGAUCUCGGUUACGAAUCAUCAGGGGCAGUAGGUGGUUUCCCUGGCUAGGGGAUUCGGGAGGGG
Messenger RNA from Aspergillus melleus, 1136 nucleotides. RefSeq lists its product as uncharacterized. The coding region runs from base 1 to 1104 and encodes 367 amino acids. The record is from RefSeq and is a predicted model, not a curated record. The transcript is spliced from 4 exons. Lineage: Eukaryota; Fungi; Ascomycota; Eurotiomycetes; Eurotiales; Aspergillaceae.